UUUGUCCUCAAGAAGAGGGCUCCCUGAAGAUGGGUAAGCUUCAAGUUUGAAGACUUCAAGGCCAAGGCCAGAGACUUGCAAAUGAUGUCUACGGACAGGAGGAUGCUGUCGAGGAAGAGGGGGAGUGUCUGCAAUGCCCCUGCCAGCUUGGAGUGCUUUCUCCCAGAAUUCCCUGCACUCUGCCCACGGGCUUGUCCACACCAGGCUGUGAGCAACUGUACAGGCAAUGGAAAGUUCCCCACUCAUGCUGAUCGGAAAGCUAUCCCUGAGAGGCCACUUGGAGGUUCCAGAUGGCUCAGCAGUGCUUCCAAAAUGAAUAUUUUGACAGUUUGCUGCAUGUUUGCAAACCUUGUCACCUUCGAUGUUCCACCCCUCCUGUACCAUGUCAGCGUUAUUGUAAUACAAGUAUGACCAAUUCAGUGAAAGGAACAAAUGCCAUUCUCUGGACCUGUUUGGGCCUGAGUUUGACAGUUUCUUUGGCAGUUUUCAUGCUGAUGUUCUUGCUAAGGAAGAUGAGCUCUGAACCACUGAAGGAUGAAUUUAAAAACACAGGCUCGGUUCUGCUGGAUGUGGCUAAUGCUGACCUGGACAAAAGCAGGACUAGGGAGGACACUAUCCUUCCAAGAAGCCUGGGGUACACGGUAGAAGAAUGUACCUGCCAAGACUGUGUCAAGAGCAAACCCAAGGUCGAUUCUGACCACGUCUUUCCACUCCCAGCCAUGGAGGAGGGUGCCACCAUUCUUGUCACCACCAAAACUAACGACUAUUGCAAGAGCCUGCCAGCUGCUUCAGGUGUCACAGGGACAGAAAGGUCAACUUCUACUAGAUAAUUAACCCUUCGACUGGUGUAGAGCUACUCUGAAAAUCAUUGGUCAGAAGAUGAUGCUUUGGGUCUCUUUGGGGUGACUGUCAGUUGCUGAUACAGUUGCUUUUUAUCUUCUAGUUCUGAAAACUGUUAGAUUUAUUUCCCUAAUUCAUCGUUGGGAGCUCAACUGUGGAAACUUUCUUGGUUUAAUGAUUAAAUUCUCAACUCAAUGAAAAAAAAGUA
Marmota monax (woodchuck) is the source of this 1048-nucleotide messenger RNA. It is a transcript of the gene Tnfrsf17, whose product is annotated as TNF receptor superfamily member 17. The transcript is spliced from 5 exons. NCBI's taxonomy places the organism in Eukaryota, Metazoa, Chordata, Mammalia, Rodentia, Sciuridae. Gene Ontology annotation, molecular function: signaling receptor activity. The coding region runs from base 291 to 830 and encodes 179 amino acids. The record is from RefSeq and is a predicted model, not a curated record. Gene Ontology annotation, biological process: tumor necrosis factor-mediated signaling pathway.